AUGCUACGAAAAGACAGUUCUUACAGAGAAAUAUCCUUAACGGACUCCAUAGAGCAGAAAUCAUUUUUAAACUUAACCAGAAAACCAUCCAAUGCUGAUUUUAAAGGAAAGACACCCUUAGGUGUCUAAAACAAAGAUAAUAAGGAGAAUUCAUCUGCAAGAAUUCAUUCUGAUACACCUCCAUAAGACUUUUUUUUUAAAAGAGAAGUCAUCAAAUCGGAGAAAUAGUUACCCAAUGAGAAAACAGCAAUAUAUAAUGAUGCAUCAAGAUUUUAAUCAUCCAAAACGUAUAUGGAAUGCAGGAUGGAAUAAGUAGAACAGCGCAGAAAAACCUAAAGUCCAUAGUUAUUGUCCAUGACUCCUGUUCAGAAUAAGUAAAUCAUUCAAGAAAGUUAUAAUCAUCUCCAAUAACCAUAAUAAUAAUAAUAACAAACAGUUUAAAGUUCGAUCAAUUUAACUAGAAAGGCUUCAGUUGUUCCUUCAAGAGGGUUAUCUACCUUAUCUUCCCCAACUCCUAAAGAAGGAGAUUUUAAUAUCUAUAAACAGCAGAGCAGCAUACCAGCAUCAUAUUUGGAUUCAGUUGUUACUAAUAGAAAUAACAAAAAUUAUACUGUUCCGGAACAGUAAUAAUAAUAAUAACCACAAUAACAAUAAUAAUAAUAAUAUUUAUAAUAAUAAUAGUAACAAUAACAACAAUAAUAAGAAUAGAAAAAUCCCUCUCUAAAAUUAUACUACAUUACUUCGCUAAUUAAGGCUUUUAAAAUGAAAGGUCCAAAUUCAGCAAAAGAGCAUCUCAUUCAUAAUAUGCAGGGAAUCAUAAUCGCUAAGAAGCUAAAAGUACCCCCAGUUAAGAAAGCCAUAACAUUGCCAGUGACUGACAAGAAAACUCUGCUGUUUGACUUGGACGAAACAUUAGUGCAUUGUAACUCAAAUAGUUUUAUCCCUGGAGAUGUUUUACUCAAUAUAAAUCACGAAGGAGAGAAGAUGGAAGCUUCUUUGAAUAUUAGACCUUAUACCUCUCAUUUACUUUAGUCGUUAAGUAGAAAUUUCGAAUUGAUUGUAUUUACUGCUUCUCAAUCACAUUAUGCUAAUGCGGUGAUAGAUUAUUUAGAUCCAUAGAAAAAGUGGAUAAGUCACAGAUUCUAUAGAGAACACUGCAUACCUACAGAUGAUGGACAUUUCAUUAAGGAUCUUCGUAUUUUUACAACAAGAAAACUAAGUGAUAUGUUGUUAAUUGACAAUGCUCCUCAUUCUUAUCUUUAUUAAAUUUAAAAUGGGGUGCCAAUCAUACCUUACAUCGACAAUAAGUCAGAUGAAGAAUUGAAAUCGUUAUUGUAAUAUUUGAUGUAAUUUAAGAAUGUUAAGGAUGUGAGAGAAUUGAAUAUGUAGCAAAUGAAAUUGCAUCGUUUUUCAGAAUAUGAUGACCCUCAAGAACUAUUAAAAUGUGAAUUUAAUGAAUACUAAUUAUAAUCCGUUUUAUUAUGA
Messenger RNA from Paramecium tetraurelia, 1485 nucleotides. RefSeq lists its product as uncharacterized. Gene Ontology annotation, molecular function: phosphoprotein phosphatase activity. The record is from RefSeq and is a predicted model, not a curated record. The transcript is spliced from 4 exons. Lineage: Eukaryota; Ciliophora; Oligohymenophorea; Peniculida; Parameciidae.